This is a messenger RNA of Gopherus evgoodei (Goodes thornscrub tortoise), 2969 nucleotides long. RefSeq names its product FYVE, RhoGEF and PH domain containing 4 (gene FGD4). Gene Ontology annotation, molecular function: guanyl-nucleotide exchange factor activity; metal ion binding. Bases 90 to 2714 code for a protein of 874 amino acids. Gene Ontology annotation, cellular component: cytoplasm. The transcript has 17 exons. Gene Ontology annotation, biological process: filopodium assembly; cytoskeleton organization. The record is from RefSeq and is a predicted model, not a curated record. NCBI's taxonomy places the organism in Eukaryota, Metazoa, Chordata, Testudines, Testudinidae.
UAAACUUUCAGUAUAUACUGAGCAUCUGAUUAGAACUCCUUCUCAAUGAUCUACAAAAUUUGUAAAUGGGGUAUAUGUGAACCUGUCAUAUGAUCAUUAACACUGUGAACUCGAUUACUGGUGCAUACAGCAGCAUUAGAGUGAAUUUGGUAUCAGCAUACAUGAAAACCAUGUCUUUUGAUCUAGACAGCAGCACCUGUCCAAAGAGUCUCCUAACUAAGUCUUGCUCAGCAAAUAGCACAACCUGGCUAGUCAAGCAGAACACAUGCAAUGAAGUGGCUCAGGGAAUAAAUGGAAACGUGCCAGUUAAACAGUCCCCACGUUCAGCUUCAAGUCCAAAGCCACAAGUGCCUCCAAAGCCAGUGCAUCUGCAGAAUUCAUUUUUAUCCAUCACACACCAAACCCCUACACGGAAAGCUUUACCUACUGCACAACCAAGAAUGGAGGAAGUCACACCUACCUCUGUUUCUUGUGUGUCAAAGGAAAAACCCAGCAAGGUGUCAGAUCUCAUCAGUCGUUUUGAAGGAGGCGGUCCCUCAAGUCCUAGUGAUUUGAAGAAAGAAUCCUCUGUUGUAAAGGUUGCUAAAUCUCAAGGAAGAUAUGAGUCAGCAUCACCUCAGCCAAAACUCAUCUCCCAACACCCACUACAAAAGCAGGGAAAUAAUACAGAUCAAACUCAGGUUGUACAGAAACACACGGCCAAUGGAGUAGUAGCACAAAGCCAGAUGGAAUGCAAUGACAAUAAAUUACUGGAACAUAGCACCAAUACAUCCACUCCAGCUUCAGAUAUUGUAAUCAACAGUAACUUAGUAAAUGGGGAACAAGAAAGCACUACUACAGAACCACUGCAAGCUACAAUGAUCUGCACAGGACAAACUCUUGACUGCUGCAGGACUCCAGGCAGGGACACACUGUUCCCAUCUGAAAAUGAAACUGUAGAAACUAAUACUAAUGUAGAGGAAAAACAGAAUGAGGAACUCAGUAAGGAAGAUGAGCAUGUAGAAGCAAAGGAGACAGAUGAGCAGAAACGUCACAAAAUUGCCGAUGAGCUUUUGCAUACAGAAAGAGCCUACGUCAGCCGACUUGACCUCUUAGACAAGGUAUUCUAUGGCAAACUAUUGGAGGAAGCUUACAGGGGUUCAUUUCCAGCUGAGGUGGUCAAUAAAAUCUUUUCUAAUAUUUCAUCAAUCAACGCCUUCCACAGUAAAUUCUUGCUUCCGGAGCUUGAGAAAAGAAUGCAAGAAUGGGCUGAAACCCCCAGAAUUGGAGAUAUUCUGCAGAAGUUAGCUCCUUUCCUCAAGAUGUAUGGAGAGUAUGUGAAAAACUUUGAUAAUGCAAUGGAACUGGUGAAAAUGUGGACUGAGCGGUCUCCUCUAUUCAAAUCCAUUAUUCAGGACAUUCAGACACAAAAAGUCUGUGGGAGUUUGACAUUGCAACAUCAUAUGCUAGAACCAGUACAACGCAUUCCACGCUAUGAGAUGCUACUAAAGGACUACCUAAGGAAACUGCCUCAAGAUUCCCCAGACUGGAAGGAUGCUGAAAAAUCCCUGGAAAUUAUAUCCACAGCAGCCAGUCAUUCCAAUAGUGCUAUACGAAAAAUGGAGAAUCUAAAGAAGUUGCUGGAGGUGUAUGAGAUGUUGGGAGAAGAGGAAGAUAUUGUCAACCCCUCAAAUGAGCUGAUAAAAGAAGGACAGAUCCUUAAACUUGCUGCUCGUAAUACAUCAGCCCAAGAACGAUACCUUUUCUUAUUCAACAACAUGUUGCUGUAUUGUGUACCCAAAUUCAGUUUGGUGGGAUCAAAGUACUCAGUACGAACAAGAGUUGGUAUUGAUGGUAUGAAGAUUAUAGAAACACACAAUGAAGAAUAUCCAUGCACCUUCCAGGUGUCUGGAAAAGAGCGAACACUGGAGUUGCAGGCCAGUUCUGAACAAGAUAAGGAAGAAUGGAUAAAGGCUCUUCAGAAUACCAUAGAAGCUUUUCAGCAGAGGAAUGAAACCUUCAGAAAUGCCAUUGCAAAAGAAUAUGAGGACAUGCCCAUUGAAGUUUCUAAGGCUGAGCUUGGGAAGAGAGCACCAAGAUGGAUCCGAGACAAUGAAGUAACAAUGUGCAUGAAAUGCAAGGAGCCCUUCAAUGCACUGACAAGGAGACGGCAUCAUUGUCGAGCAUGUGGACAUGUGGUUUGCUGGAAAUGUUCUGAUUAUAAAGCUCAACUUGAAUAUGAUGGCAAUAAAUUGAACAAAGUUUGUAAGGACUGCUAUCAGAUUAUAAGGGGUUGCACAGAUAGUGAAGAAAAGAAAAAAAGAGGCAUCUUGGAGAUUGAAUCAGCUGAAGUCUCUGGAAACAGUGUCAUAUGUAGCUUUCUUCAAUAUAUGGAAAAAUCAAAGCCUUGGCAGAAAGCUUGGUGUGUUAUUCCUAAACAUGAAGCUCUCGUGCUGUACAUGUAUGGUGCUCCACAGGAUGUUAAAGCUUUGGCUACAAUUCCACUACUGGGCUAUGCAGUAGAUGACACUCCAAGAAGUGCUGACCUCCCACAUAGCUUUAAACUGACCCAGUCCAAAUCUGUACACAGCUUUGCAGCAGACAGCGAGGAACUGAAAGAGAAAUGGCUGAAAGUCAUCCAUUUAGCUGUCAGAGGUGAGACACCAGAAUGUCAAAAUGAAUUGCAGAUGAGUUUAGAGGAACAGCCUGAAUCUUCUAAAAAAUCUGAAUGCUGAAGCUCAAGACCAUGUUGUGUUUUAAAAUAAUCCAGUCAGAUUCUUGGUUGAUUUUUCUUUGUUCAAGCAAAAGAAGCAAAUUCUCCAACUACUACAUGCAUCUCUUAGCACUUUAUGUUGAAAAGAUACUGAUCUAUUUAGAGAUCAUUUUCUUAUAUUUAUGUUCUGUCAAUAAAGUUUAAUGUACAGAUCCAUUCCACAGAAUUUUAUUUUAAAACAUAAAUGCCAUUAAAAGAACAAAACCUAUUAACUUUA